AUUUAAACUUCAAGUUAUUUGUAAAACAAGAUUGAGAAAAGUUUUCAAAAUAUUUUAAAGAUCUACUAAAGAAAAACGCAAUGGCUGCAGGUGAUCAUGUAAGCAUAAUGAGCAGUGUCAGCGACUCUGACCAGGAAGAUGACGAAAUUAAUGAACAAAUACAGACUGUUGCUGAAACACCAGUUCCAACUUAUUCCGAUGAAGAUUUAGCCCAACUGAUAACUUUUGUGCAACGUAUGACAAUAUUAUAUGGCCUAGAUCACCGAGACUGGACAGAAGAUGCAAUAUCUGUGAUACGUGGUUGGUUUCUUGGAGUAAAUGAACUGCUUCUGACAUUAUUUUAUGACCAAAACAAGUUAAUUGCUUCUCUAAGCUUCCCAAUGGUGCCAGUUGAGGGCUUGACAUACUUUAUGCGAAAGCCAAAUGAGAUUUUCGAUGUGGAAACCUUUCACGAUGAAGUUAUUUUUGGAACGCUACUUGAAAAUAUUGACAAGUCGUUUUUAAGAACCUUAACUCUAAUCUAUGCUCCGUAUUUUAGAAGUUUUACGAAAUGGAGUGAGAAUGUACGGCAUAGAUUCUUUAAUGCAUUGGAUAAAGUUUUAGCCAAUGUGACUGGAUUGCAUUAUAAAAUGGCUGGAGUUACUGUUCUUUACGUACCCAGUAUAAAAACCAAACAAAAUAAAGAUGUUGCUGCCAAAGAUCGCGAUCUGAUAAAGAGCCUUGAAGCUAUUGCUAUUCACUGGGGGAGUCAGAUAAGGACAUGUUUGGUAGACAAAGUUCUGGUGGCACCGCACAAACUGGUUUGUCCUAUUGAUGAAUAUGAGUUUUGGGUUUACCGAUAUGAAGUUCUUCAAUGCUUAAGUGUCCAGCUUCAUAGUGAUGGUGUACAAAAUGUGGUCAAUAUACUUCGAACAGGCCAGUCGGUGUACUUGAAGCAGAUUGAAGAGCUGAUACAGGAAUGUGACAGUGAACUACUGGAAUCGAAGUCAAAUAUUAAAUACAUACAGCUACUUGUGAAGCCUUGUCAAAUUUUAGACAGUGCCAUCACUCCAGCCGAUAUUCCUUCAAUGCUGCCUCGAUUUAUUCAUCUUAUUCGGUUUAUUUGGUUGAAUUCGGAAUAUUAUAAUAAACCUGAGCUCAUUACGGGACUGUUUCGAAACUUAAGUAAUCAAAUAAUAAAAUUUUGUACAUCACAAAUAAACAUCGAUAAAAUUCUGGGUGGCAAUCCGAGGUUUGGAAUCAUUGUGUGCAACUUGUCAAUAGAAUGCUGUCUGUCAUAUAAACUUAUAUUUAAAGAAAUUUGCAAACAAUAUAAGGAAACCCAUACCCUUAACGAAUGGCAUCUUGAUGAAGCUAUGAUUUUUAACCACGUUAAUGCUUUUGAAGACCGUUUGUUUGACUUAAUUGAUAUUUGCCAGUCAAUGAUAGUAUUUGGAAGAUUGGAUGAAACUGAAGUUAUUCCAAAACCAUUGUUUGGAGGAACGCGAGGGCCGUAUUUUGAAAACAAAACAGAGAAUGUCGAAAACAGUUUUAUGAAAAUUCUGGUAACAUUAAGGAAAGAUUGCAAAGCUUUAAUAUUGGACGUACAUAAAAAUGAGUGGUAUACAGAAGUUCUUAAGUAUCGCAAGAUGAUUUGCAGCCUGGAAGAGACCGUUCAACGUUUGAUGUCAAGUGUUUUUCAAAGUGUAUGCAAUGUUGAAGAGGGCUUAGAAGUCUUAGUGACGUUGCAUUUUUAUUCGUUUCGGAAUUCUUUACGAAAAACUUAUUUAAAGCAAGUCAGUGAAGUAUGGACAAUGUUCAUUUCCGAAAUUGAAACCACAAAUGAGAGACUCAAAGAACAAUCCCAAAACCACGAUUCUUGGGUUCCGAAGAGCGCAUCAAAAGUAGUGCUGUAUAGAACAAAUUUAGAACGUUUGAAAUGGUUACGAGAACGUCUAGAAUAUUCUGAAUGGUUACCUGAUGUCAGUUUAUCGAAAGUUGCAAUGGACAAAUUUAUUGUUUGUGCCGCUGAUUUCGGGAAGGAAAUGCAAAAGUCAUUUAAAUCUUGGACACAAACUGCUGAUGUUGAUUUCGUUUCAAAACUCAAUCGGACUCUUUUGAUUCGAAGCAAGCUUAAGAAAGGCCUCCUAGAAUGCAAUAUUGACCGAUCCCUCCUUCUAAUUUGCGAAGAAGCUCGAUAUUUUGCACAGAUGGGAUUCCAAAUUCCAACAACUAUAAAUAAGCAGUAUUCUAAAUAUUCUAACCUUAAAUUCGUCUAUAACAGUGUGUUAACGGUAUGCCUAUCAUACAAUCGUAUUUUGGCAGCACUGUCGCCAGGCGAAAGGAAACUUUUUGCAAUGCUUAUUCAAGGCUGUGAUAAGAAGAUUGCCCCAGGUAUCUUCAAGCUAAGCUGGGGUGGUGAAUUUAGCGAUGAGUACAUAGUUGACUGUGGCAAACAUACAGGAAGGCUGCAAAGUACAGUGGAUGUAUAUAAGAGGGCUAACUUCAACAUCUGCAGAGCGUGUGAAAAGAUUUGUAAUUUAACAUUUUUUAAUAUUACAAAUAUUGGAAAAUCUUUAGAGAUCUUCGAGAAAAACCUAGAUAUUCAAUGUAAAGCAAUUUCACGAAUAUUAUCAAAACAAUAUAAGUUCAUCCUUGAGCUGAUACUUACGGUUUUUAGAGAAUUUCAGGACGUUUACGAAGAGAUGAUACCACAAUGGACAUACUAUAUAAACCGUUUAGAUGAUAUGCUGGAAGCUUCUUUUCUCACCUGCGUUAAAAAUUCGCUAUCAAAUAUCCUCGAUGUCCUUCUGGGUAAGGGAAAUGCUGGAUCUUCCCAAAUAUUAUUUGUAAAUAUCGAUAUUGAGGAUCAAAAAAUUGUUUUUGAACCCACAACUCACAACAUAUCGCUAACAUUUCGAAGCAUACUCCCUAGAAUUACCAGAGUUUUAGAAGAAUUUCCACGGCUUUGGCAACAAUUUAAACUUUCUACUUAUUCACUCACAUUUGAUAAAAUUGUUACCAAUAAUUCGGAUUGCAUUGAACUCAGAAAGAACAUCAUGCACCAAGUUGAAUAUAAUAUUUUUGAGGUAAAUGCGUUCCUGGUAAAUUGGACCAAAUUUCAGCCAAUUUGGGAGAUGCACGAAGUAACAUUUCUCAAAAAUUGGGAACUUAAGGAACAGACUGCACAAGAAUUUAAUGAACAGAUAGCUAACUAUACGAAUUUGGCGAAUGAAGUUGCAGUUCAAGAAACAAUAUCUACAGUUCAUUCCAUUACACUUAACUCGAGCAAGCUGAAAAAUUCUAUUUUAGAUUUAAUCGACUAUUGGCAGGAUUUGAAUGUGAAAUUGUUGAAGAGGAAGGCAUCUUCUAGAAUUAAAGGCAUCUAUAAAUAUAUGCAGUAUAAUAGUGAGAAAGUAUCAAUCAUUCCAAGAACUCUGAAAGAAAUAAAAGAGUUAACAGCAUAUUAUGAACAGCUUGUCAAGGAAAUCGAAGUAAAAUCGAAUGAGUUUCCUGGUAUCUUAGCGCUUUUUAAAGUUCUUGACAAAUACCAGAUACAAUUCCCAUCAAAUACCUCUGAACUGGUUCAAAACCUUGAUUUAGAGUGGCAAAACUACAUAAAAAAGCUUUUAGAAGCUGAUGAAAUGCUGGGUAAUACAAAGGAAGAGUUUAAGGCAUCGCUUUUAAAUCAGUCUGAAAAAUUUAAGGUUGCAAUUAAAGUUCUCAUGGAAGAGUUUCUUGUUAAAGCCCCAACAUCAUCCCAUAUCCCUCCCAGAAUAGCUUUGAAAUACUUGGAUUUAAUCAAUGAGAAAAUCGAAGGAUGUUUCAAUUUCGAAAAGAGCCUGGGAUCAGAUUUAAAAUUUUUUGGCAUUGGUUAUUCAGAAAACAAAGAAUUAAAAAAAAUAGAUAGCGAAACAAAAAUCUUAUACCAUAUUUGGCAAUUGGUAAACGAAUGGACCACAUCUUGGAAUGAGUGGAAAAAUAGCAAUUUUUGGAAAGUUGAUAUCGACUUGAUCGAGGACACUGCUAUAUCACUGUACACUGAGUUCAAUCAACUUUGUAAAUCAUAUGCCGAUCGAAAUUGGGAAAUUUUGGAAACCAUACGAAAGAACGUCUUUGAGUUUCGAAAAACUUUACCUUUAAUAGCAGCCCUCAGAAAUCCAUCUAUGAGGCCACGUCAUUGGGAUAAUUUACGAGCAAUUAUGGAAAUAACAUUUGAUCAAAAUUCUAAAGAUUUCACUCUAGACAAAAUAAUGGCCUUGAAUUUCCAAGCAUUUUCCGAAGACGUUCUAGACAUUUCGAAUGCAGCAACGAUGGAGCUUCAAAUUGAAAAUGCUAUCAAAAAUAUCGCAGCAAUUUGGCAGGUUCAAAAAUUUGAGGUCACACACUACCGCGAUGAAAUUUACAAAAUAAAAAAUGUCGAAGAUUGUGUUCAGCUGUUAGAAGAGCAUCUUGUACAAAUUUCCAGCAUGAAAUCGACAAAAUUUGUUGAGCCAUUUAUUAAAGCGGUUGAUCAUUGGGAAAAAAAGUUGGCUUAUAUAUCCGAGACGCUCGAAAAAGCCUUAAGUGUUCAGCGUCAGUGGUUAUAUUUGGAAAACAUAUUUGCAGGUGAAGACAUUACUAAACAACUACCAGAAGAGGAUAUACGAUUUCGAGAAUUGACGACUGAAUGGGGUGCAAUAACCGAAAAGAUGUUUAACGCCAAAUCUGCGGUCAAGGCUUUCCACCAUCGCGUGCAUGGAUUUCUACUCAACCGUUGUACAGCUAUUGAAGAUGAAUUGGAAAUAAUCCAAAGAGCACUCGAAGUUUAUUUGGAAACUAAAAGACAACUCUUUCCAAGAUUUUAUUUUAUUUCAAAUGAUGAUUUGUUGGAGAUUCUAGGGAAUGCUAAAAGACCGGACCUAGUCCAAACUCACCUCAAAAAGCUUUUUGAUAAUCUGUAUAAAUUAGAGUUGAAAAAAAGUUUGGGAAAACAAACCCGUUGGCAAGCAGUAGGAAUGUAUGCAAACGACGGAGAGUAUGUGGAUUUUCUCAACGCUCUUUUUGUUGAAGGCCCCGCAGAGAAAUGGCUAGCUAGUGUCGAAAAUCAAAUGUUAGCGGUUUUGAAAAGCAAGCUAAAGCUUACUAGAACAUCUCUUAAGCAGUUAUCAACGAAUCGAGAAAAAUGGUUGAAAUCUUGGCCUGGUCAGCUGUGUUUGACAACAGCGUUGAUGGAAUGGACGACUGAGUGCACAAGGCGGUUGAUGCACUGCAAAAUUGUAGAGAGCAAGAAACCUCUGCGCAAGUUGAAACGCAAGCAGAAUAAGGUUUUGGAAAUUCUUUCCGAUCUAAGCAGAAAAGAAUUGCCAACUAUACUGCGUUUAAAAGUGAAUACGUUGAUAACAAUCGAGAUCCAUGGACGAGAUGUUAUUGAACGUAUGUACAAAAUGAAUUGCAAGGAUGUGAACCACUUCGAAUGGUUUUCGCAGCUUCGAUUUUAUUGGGAAAGAGAUUUAUCAAUCUGCAGCAUUAAACAAACCAAUACCCAAUUCACCUAUGGAUAUGAGUAUACAGGCAAUUCCGGUCGAUUGGUUAUAACUCCGUUGACUGACCGAUGUUACAUUACUCUCACAACUGCUCUUCACCUGAACAGGGGAGGCAGUCCUAAGGGACCUGCAGGAACCGGUAAGACCGAAACCGUGAAAGAUCUUGGCAAGGCUCUCGGCUUGUGGGUGGUUGUUACAAACUGUUCGGAAGGACUGGACUACAAGAGCAUUGGUAAAAAUUUUUCGGGUCUAGCUCAGUCGGGAGCUUGGGGAUGCUUUGACGAAUUUAAUCGAAUUAAUAUUGAAGUUUUGUCUGUUGUGGCUCAGCAAAUUUUGUCAAUCAUGACAGCCCUCGCAGCCAAACAGAAAAUGUUCAACUUUGAGGGACAGAUGAUCAGACUGAAACAUACCGUCGGCUUGUUUAUUACUAUGAAUCCUGGCUACGCGGGAAGGACAGAACUUCCAGAUAAUCUAAAGUCCAUGUUUCGACCUAUUGCCAUGAUGGUUCCUGAUAACAUAAUCAUAGCAGAGAACCUGCUUUUUUCAGAUGGAUUUCAAAAUGCUAGGAUUCUAGCUCGAAAAGUGUUCACUCUUUAUGAAUUGGCCAAGCAACAACUAUCAAAACAGUGCCACUAUGAUUUUGGUCUUCGUUCAAUGGUUGCUCUCUUGAGGUACGCUGGCAAGAAACGACGACAGCUUUCCGGAACCAUUGAAGAGGAAAUAGUAUAUUUGUCUAUGCGAGACAUGAAUGUUGCUAGAUUAACGGCGGAAGAUUUACCUUUAUUUAAUGGGAUCAUGGAAGACAUUUUUCCGGGGCUUGAAAUUCCAAUUGUGGAUUAUACCGAUUUCAAAGAAGCUUUAACUGCGGAGUUUCGAGAAAAUGGACUUCAAUUGAUUCCCAAUGCCAUCAAAAAAGUAAUAGAGGUUUAUGAAACUAAGAAUUCACGACACUCUACAAUGAUUAUUGGUAACACUUGUACGGCCAAGAGCGUGACUUGGAAAGCUCUUCAAGGUGCCUGCAAUAGACUAAAAGGUUUAAAGAAAGAAGGCUGGGAAAAUGUAACGGUAUAUCCCAUGAACCCGAAGUCAUUAAAUUUAGCAGAACUCUAUGGGGAAUAUAACUUAGCAACUGGAGAGUGGUUGGACGGUGUUUUAAGUCUUAUUAUGCGUACAAUAUGCAGCGAUGAAACAGCGUCACAAAAAUGGAUUCUCUUUGAUGGUCCAGUAGAUGCCGUUUGGAUUGAAAAUAUGAACUCUGUGAUGGAUGACAAUAAAGUUCUUACUUUAGUAAAUAGUGAACGAAUCACAAUGCCACCUCAGGUAUCUCUUCUCUUUGAGGCCUCAGACUUAGCUGAAGCUUCUCCAGCUACCGUAUCACGUUGUGGGAUUGUUUACAAUGAUUACGCUGAUUGGGGAUGGCGUCCAUUUGUAAAGUCUUGGUUAAGGAGACAAUCUCUCAAGGAAUAUGUCACUUUAUUACAAGAUCUUUUUGAUUCAUAUAUUGAUAAGAUAUUAGAAUUCAAAAAAGCUCGCUGUCGCGAAACCAUCAGGACCAAUGAGUUAAAUGUUGUAAUGUCGAUGUGUAAGCUUCUUGAGUGCCUCGCAACGAAAGCAAAUGGUAUAACAGGAGAAAAUAUUGAAAGUCUUGAGACCAUGACCAAGUUAUGGUUCCUUUUCUGCAUGAUUUGGUCAAUAUGCGGGACGGUGGACGAGGACAGCCGUUUAAGAAUCGAUGCCUUCCUACGAGAAAAAGAAAGUUGUUUUCCCAUAAAGGAUACUGUCUACGAUUACUAUGUUGAACCUCACUAUAAGACGUUUGUGCUAUGGGAGAAUAAGUUGAGUGAUAACUGGAAAUAUGAUCAAAGCGUACCAUUUUACAAAAUUAUCGUGCCUACAAUAGAUACUAUCCGGUAUGAGUACUUAGUGUCAAAGCUUUUAAUAGCAGGAAAUCCGGUUAUGCUUGUAGGAAAGGUGGGAACGGGAAAGACUUCAACAGCAAUAAGUGUAACCAAUGCAUCAAAUCGAGAAACCUACACAAUCCUUUCAAUUAAUAUAUCAGCAUUGACUUCUUCAGCGGGCCUUCAAGAAUCAAUUGAAAGUCGUACUGAAAAACGUACAAAAGUUUUAUAUGUGCCUAUUGGCGGAAAGAAGAUGAUUUGUUUCAUGGAUGACUUCAAUAUGCCAGCCAAGGAUACAUAUGGAUCUCAGCCAGCACUUGAACUCAUACGGCAGUGGCUUGAUUAUAAGUUUUGGUUCGAUCGAAAGACCCAGCAGAGAAUUUACGUCCAAAAUACGACUUUGAUUGCGGCUAUGGGACCACCAGGAGGUGGGAGGCAGGAAAUAUCACCCAGAACAUUGAGUAGAUUUUUCAUUAUCAACAUGACCUUCCCAACGGAGGCAAUAACUGCUCACAUUUUUGGAACCCUUCUUAAGCAAAAGCUUGGUGAUCAUGAACUAAGUGUUCAAAAUAUGUGGAAACCAAUAACCUUAGCUACAAUUGAUCUGUUCAAUGCGGUUUUCAAAAAACUCCUGCCAACGCCAACUAAAACGCAUUAUCUUUUCAAUUUGCGUGACAUUUCAAAAAUCUUCCAGGGCCUAUUACGUAGUGACCCGAAAAGCACAACGAAGAUCUUAACUAUUCAGCGGCUUUGGAUUCAUGAGUGCUUUAGAGUUUUCAGUGAUCGCUUGGUAGAUGAAUCGGAUCAAUCAUGGUUUGUGUCUGAAAUUAAUUUCACUAUUGGUAAACACAUGGAUACAACGUUCCAUAGCCUGUGUCCAAAUAAAAUAGUUCCAAUGUUUGGAUGUGUCUUAAGUCCACAAGGCUAUUACGAGGACAUUAUGAAUAUUGACAGCUUACGUAGUUACAUGACAAAUCGUUUGGAAGAGUACAAUUUAGCUCCAGGUUCAGCGAGAAUCAGCAUAGUCUUCUUUAGGGAAGCUAUAGAGCACGUAAUAAGAAUUGUGAGGGUUAUAUCGCAGCCCAAGGGACAUAUGUUGCAUAUUGGUAUUGGAGGAUCUGGGCGGCAAGUUCUGGCGAAAUUAGCUAUUUUUAUUUGCGAGUUUAACAUAUUUCAAGUCGAAGUUACAAAAAAAUACCGGAUUUCGGAAUUUCGAGAAGAUCUCAAGAGUUUGUACAAGAUCAUUGGAAUCAAAAACAGACCGUGUGUUUUUCUCUUUAGCGGUGAACAGGUUAUGGAAAGCUCGUUCUUAGAAAUAAUUAAUAACAUGCUUAGUACCGGCGAAGCUAAUCUAUUUAAGCCUGAUGAGUUUGAGGAGCUCAAGCCUGGCUUAGAACGCCAAGCUAAAAAGUUGGGAAUUACAGCUACAACAGAAGCAUUUUAUAACUUGUUCUCGCAAAAUGUGUGCAAUAAUUUACAUAUAAUAAUAUGCCUGAGCCCGAUUGGUGAAAACUUCCGACUUUUUUUGAGGCAAUACCCUAGCUUGAUAAAUUCAACCACUUCAAACUGGUUCCGAAUGUGGCCAAAAGAAGCACUUUUAGAAGUGGCUCAAAAGUUUCUGAUGGACAUACAGCUUAGCGUUGGUAUUCAAGGAAAACCUCUUUCGUCAAGCAAAGAAAGCCUUAAGUAUAUCAGAGAAGAUGAUGUACAAAAAAAUGUUGCAUAUGUGUUUUCAUUUAUUCACUCGAGUGUUGUCGACGUUUCUAACCUUAUGCUUAUUGAAAUGCAGCGCUAUAAUUAUGUGACUUCCAUAAACUUCCUUGAGCUUGUUUCAGGCUUUAAGAAGUUGUUGCAAUCGAAAAGAACAGAGGUAUCGACGAAUGCAAAUAAACUUCGAAAUGGGUUAUCAAAAAUUGACGAAACUCAGGAAAAAGUUGGGUUUAUGUCAGAAGACUUAAAAGUCAGCCAGGAACAGGUGAAAACUCUCACGAGUCAGUGUGAAAUUUUCAUAGCUGAGAUAGAAGCUCAAAGCCAGGAAGCUGAAGAACAAAAAGCUAAGGUUGACGAAGAAAGUAAAAUAAUUUCCCAAGAAGAAGUAGCGUGUAUUGAAUUGGCUGCUAUAGCACAACAAGAUUUGGACUUUGUUAUGCCAAUGAUAGAAGAUGCUGUUAAGGCAUUAGACGCACUCAAUAAGAAGGACUUGUCAGAGGUGAAAUCGUAUGGAAAACCUCCACCAAAAAUUGAAAAGGUCAUGGAAGCUGUUAUGAUACUUUUGGGCAAGGAGCCUACCUGGGAAAUGGCUAAGAAAAUGUUGGGUGAACAGAGCUUUCUUAAUGAUUUACGGACUUUCGAUCGGGACCAUGUUUCAGAUAAAACGUUAAAACGAAUAGCUCUCUUCACCCAGAAUCCAGAAUUGGAACCGGAAAAAGUAGCAACAGUUUCAUCAGCUUGUAAGUCAUUGAUGCUUUGGAUUAUUGCUAUAGAAAAUUACGCAAAAGUGUACAGAAUUAUGGCACCCAAAAAGGAAAAACUUGACAAAACUAUGCAAUCAUUAGCUGAAAAACAGAUGCUUUUGGCAUCAGCACGCAGCAAGUUGGAUGAGCUGAACUUGAAGUUGGAAGGAUUGAGAGCAGAUUUUAAAGAAAAAUCUGACCUUUUGGAGGACCUAAAGAAUAAAUCCGAAAAACUAAGAAAACAACUUGACCGGGCAAUUAUUUUGGUUGAGUCUUUGUCAGGAGAGCGCCAGCGUUGGAUGGAUACCGUUGAAUCUCUAGAUGUCGAUUUUGAAAAAUUGCCUGGAGAUUGUUUAAUAGCCACCGCAUUUUUAUCAUAUCUUGGGCCUUUUGAUUCAAAGUACAGAGAUUCUUUAGUUGAAAUGUGGCAAAAACAGAUUCAAGAAAAACAUAUUCCUCAUACGGAAGAUCUUAAGAUCACCCGAUUCCUGAGUGAUCCUGUCACCAUACGUGAGUGGAACAUCCAAGGUCUACCUCUAGAUGAUUUCAGUACUGAAAAUGCAAUAAUUGCAACCCAAGGGCCCAGACGACCACUGAUUAUCGACCCCCAAAACCAGGCCAAUUCAUGGAUUUGCAAUCUCGAAAGUCAAGAACUUAAGACCAUUGACUUUAAUCAACCUGAUUUUAUUCGCAUUUUGGAAAAAGCUAUGCAAUAUGGCUCUCCAGUUCUUUUACAAAAUGUUACCGAAAUCUUAGAUCCUGUUAUCAAUCCAAUAUUAAGAUCAACAUUCACAGUUCAAGGUGGACACAAACUCAUUAAGUUCAACGAAAAAUUUAUAUCUUUCAAGGAUACUUUUAAACUUUACAUCACAACCAAAAUAAGUAACCCACACUAUCCACCAGAGAUAUCUUCCAAGACUGCGAUUAUAAAUUUUGCCGUCAAACAGAGUGCACUUGAAGCCCAGCUUCUUGGGAUUAUAGUUCGAAAAGAGAAGCCAGCCUUGGAACAACAGAAAGAUGAAAUGGUAGUUACCAUAGCCAGAAACAAACGAACUCUUAUUGAUCUUGAUAAUCAAAUUCUUCGACUCUUGAACGAAAGCAGGGGAUCGUUGCUAGAAGAUGAUGAACUUUUCAACACUCUUCAAAAGUCUAGGCAGACUUCGGCCUUGGUAAAAGAGUCGCUAAGCACAGCAGAAAUAACAGAAAUAGAAAUAGAUAUUGCUCGCCAAGCGUACCAACCAGCUGCUGAAAGGGCUUCAGUUCUAUUUUUCGUUCUAACAGAUCUCGCAAGAGUCGAUCCAAUGUAUCAGUUUUCAUUAAAUGCUUACAUUUCCCUCUUCAAUAAGUCCAUAGAAAAGAGCCCAAAACAUCAAGUUAUUAAAGAACGUAUUGCUUACAUUAAUGAGUACCACACUUACGCAGUUUUUGUAAACACCUGCCGCGGCUUAUUUGAAAAACACAAACUUCUUUUCGCCAUCGAUAUGUUUGCGAAAAUUCUUCAAGUAUCUGGGCAACUGGUUGACGUGGAAUACAAUUUUAUAUUGAAUGGAGGGUUAAUUGUUAACAGACUUGAUCAAGCCCCAAAUCCUAGUCCAAAUUGGAUAACCGAAGAGAUAUGGGACAAUGUGACAGAGCUUGAUAAGGUUAGUGGUUUCCAUGGUAUCAUCAACUCUUUUGAGCAGUUCCCAAAACUUUGGCACGAAUGGUAUAGUAGCACAAACCCUGAAUCCGAAGAAUUAAUUGGCGAAUGGAAUGAGAAGCUCACGGACUUUCAAAAAUAUUGCGUUGUUCGAUGUCUGCGCCCGGACAGAAUUUCUUUUUGUCUGGCACAAUUUACAGCCACCAUACUUGGACCAAAGUUUGCUGAAGCUCCAAUUUUGAAUCUUAAAUCCGCCUUGGAAGAGUCCACAGCAUAUACUCCUUUGAUAUUUCUUCUAUCACCAGGAGUUGACCCAACCGGUGGCCUUAUAAGUCUUGCCGAACAAGUCAAUAUGGCCUCGAAGCUGUCCUCACUUAGCUUAGGACAGGGACAAGCUCCGCUUGCCACAAGGCUGAUUAUGGAAGGUGCAAAAGAAGGAAAUUGGGUGUUUCUUGCUAACUGUCAUUUGUCACUUAGUUGGCUUCCAACCCUAGACAAAAUUAUUCAAAUUAUCCAAUCCACAAAAGUUAGUAAAAAAUUCCGAUUGUGGCUAAGUUCUAACCCACACAGAGAGUUCCCGGUGUCAAUCCUUCAGACUGGCAUCAAGAUGACAACGGAGCCGCCACGAGGAAUCAAAGCUAACAUGAAACGAUUAUACAACAAUAUAUCUGAAGAUAAUUUAAACCAAUGCAAUGAUCCGAAAGUUUACAAGAAACUUAUUUUUGCUCUUUGUUUUUUUCACUCAGUCAUUAUCGAGCGAAGGAAGUUCCAAGAGCUUGGUUGGAAUGUUAUUUAUAGUUUUAACGACUCGGAUUUUGAAGUUUCUGAGAUUCUACUGUUUCUUUACAUAAACGAAUACGAAGAAAUCCAAUGGGAAGCUCUGAAGUAUCUUAUAGCCGGUGUUAACUAUGGGGGGCAUGUAACAGACGAGUGGGAUCGCCGUCUGCUAUUGACCUACAUUAAUAACUUUUUUACAAGUGACGCAAUAACCAUUCCAAAUUAUCGGCUUUCAUCUUUGCGGGCUUAUUUUAUACCACCGGACGGAGAUCUAGAAUAUUACAAGGAUCAUAUUGAACUUUUGCCUAACACUGAUAGGCCUGAGGCAUUUGGACAGCAUCCAAACGCAGAUAUUGCAUCUCUGAUUGGAGAGACUAAAGAACUUCUCGAUUCUUUACUUUCUAUUCAAGUGCAAACACAAAAAGCCUCUACAGAAAGUAUGGAUAGCAAGGUGUUGAGGCUAGCUCGGGAAAUUGAGACUAACAUUCCAGACGAAAUGAACUACGAUCAAACUGCAAAAGUUUUAGGGAAUAAUCGCACCCCUCUGGAUGUGGUCCUACUGCAGGAAAUGUGGAGGUACAAUGUUCUUCUCGCGAGAAUCAAAGUUUGCCUUAGGGACCUGCAGAAAGGUAUUCAGGGUUUGGUACUGAUGGAUAGUGAUCUUGAAGAUGUCCUUAAUGCUGUUUUUGAAGGAAGAGUUCCAAAUAUUUGGCUAAAAUCCUAUCCGUCUAAGAAGCCACUGGCUUCAUGGACUCGUGAUUUGGCGCUUCGUGUGGACUAUUUCAAUCGAUGGGCAACCACCUUAAAGCCUCCUGUACUCUUCUGGCUUUCAGCUUACACUUUCCCAACAGGUUUUCUCACAGCAGUGCUUCAGACAUCUGCUAGAGCUUCGAAGACUCCAAUUGACGAACUCUCAUGGGAGUUUUCAGUUUUUGUGGAAGAAGAAUCUGCCGUUGCUAGAAUGAUCCAAAGUGAAGGCGUUUGCGUGCGCGGGCUUUUCCUUGAAUGUGGCGGUUGGAAUAGAAAGGCCCGCUGCCUACAAGAUCCAAAGGCCAUGGAAUUGGUGUGUCCAAUGCCAGUUAUUCAUUUUAGGCCAGUAGAAAAUACGAAAAAGAAAACUCGUGGUAUUUAUCAGUGUCCCACCUAUUAUUUUGCUCAACGAUCAGGAUCUUUCAUAACGGUGAUCGAUCUUAAAUCCGGGGCAGAGUCUUCUGAGUAUUGGAUUAAAAGAUCUACUGCACUUUUAUUGAGUUUAAGCUCUUAAGGAUAUUCUACUUAAUUUGUUCAGUUACUUAAAUUUUGUUUUUAUAGUUUAAUUUAUCUUUUCACAAUAUUACUUCAAUGUUAUAAUAAAAAUACUCAAGAUCUUUUAUUGCAUUACGUCGUACUAUUCGUUCUCAAAAGAAAAUGGAAGCAGAGCUAAAGUUUCAAAAUAUUUAAUUUUAACAGUUCAAUUUUUUUGAAG
Eupeodes corollae is the source of this 13736-nucleotide messenger RNA. It is a transcript of the gene kl-2, whose product is annotated as dynein axonemal heavy chain 2. The coding region runs from base 81 to 13535 and encodes 4484 amino acids. Lineage: Eukaryota; Metazoa; Arthropoda; Insecta; Diptera; Syrphidae. Gene Ontology annotation, biological process: microtubule-based movement. The record is from RefSeq and is a predicted model, not a curated record. The transcript is spliced from 16 exons. Gene Ontology annotation, cellular component: dynein complex. Gene Ontology annotation, molecular function: dynein intermediate chain binding; dynein light intermediate chain binding; ATP binding.